Caenorhabditis remanei is the source of this 1236-nucleotide messenger RNA. RefSeq lists its product as uncharacterized. Lineage: Eukaryota; Metazoa; Nematoda; Chromadorea; Rhabditida; Rhabditidae. The transcript is spliced from 6 exons. The record is from RefSeq and is a predicted model, not a curated record. Bases 1 to 1236 code for a protein of 411 amino acids.
AUGUAUGUGAUACUAUUUCAAACUCCGGAAACCAUGAAUUCUGUGAAGUGGUAUCUAGCAAGUCUGCACAUCUCCACAGUUCUCUUUGACUAUUCUAUCAGUAUUAUGAUUCUUCCUGUUAUAAUGUUCCCUGAAUUCGCUGGUUAUCCACUCGGAAUAUUUCGUCUCGUCAGUGAAGAUUACUAUGUGUAUCCAGUAGUUUUGACAAUAUUUUUCAUGGGAUGUGUACUUGUAUCCAUUAUAGCUAUUUUUGAAAAACAGUUCUAUACACUGUGUUCAUUUUCUGAGAAAGCGAAAUGGGGAUCAUUCCGACGUCCAUGGCUGAUAGGUCACUGCAUUCUCACUACUGGAUCUUGUAUCUCUUUCGGUUGCUUUGUUCCAGAACAGACGAGUGCUCGGAAAAUCGUUUUUCUGAAACUUCCACGCCUACCCGACUACAUUUAUGAGAUCCCAAUAUUCGUUUUCACCGAUGACGGGUCUUAUCACCUAACCGUGUUUCUGAUUCUCAUCCCAUUCACUUGCAUCGAGAUCUCAAUAUUUGUCAUUUCAAUCAUCCGGACCAUAUCAAAACUUUUAAACAUUUCCAAAAUGUCUAGAAAAUCUUAUCGACUUCAAAAAAUCGUUUUCAUCGCUCUAGUCAUCCAGACCGGUCUGCCAUUGAUCACACUAAUAGUUCCAUUUGUAUAUUCCUGGAUAUCAAUUCUAUGGAGAUAUUACAAUCAGGGUCUUAUGAAUAUCGCAGUUAUAGUCACAACUAUUCACGGAUUGUCUUCCACACUAGUCAUGCUUCUUGUGCACCGCCCGUAUCGAGACAGAUUGCUGGCAGUGUUUUGUUUCGAGAGGGAUCUUCAAAAAAAUCUGCUCACCUCCAUUGUUGCCGUUUUUGAGAAUCGUUUCUAUGUUGUUUGUUCCUUCUCUGGAAAAGAAUCCUGGAAGUAUUGGAGACGUUACUGGCUCGCCGGACAUUACAUUGCCACUUUUUUCAUUGUUCUCUCACUUUUAGCAGUAGUUCCUGAGCAGAAAUCUGCGAGACAACGUCUUUUAGAAAAAAUUCCAUGUGUAGAGCGUUAUGCCUAUGAAGAAGAAUUACUUGUGUUUGCAGAGGAUCCGCUGCUUUGUUUUAUCUUGUGUGUGGUAGUUACUAUUGUUAUUGCACUUCUUGGUGUAGCAACUCGUAUCUGUGAAACUUCUGAGAUUCUCGAUCUUCGAAAUAAAGCGAACACAACUUCCCGAUAA